AUGGGUCAUAUGGCAUUAUUCGCAGAUCCUGACUUCGCUCAGUUUUCCCAGGAGAUUGGCCUUGCUUCUCUAGGUGCAAGCGAUGAUGACCUGAAAAAACUUGCUACGCUCUACUUCUUCUCCAUUGAAUUCGGUUUGUGUUCUGAUGGGCACUCCGACUACACGGCUAACGACACAAACUCGAAAUACAAAAUCUAUGGAGCAGGACUGUUGAGCAGCGCAGGGGAGCUGCAGGUGAGUCAUCAUUUUCAGCAGUUGUGA
Molecule: messenger RNA, 261 nt
Organism: Cooperia oncophora
Lineage: Eukaryota; Metazoa; Nematoda; Chromadorea; Rhabditida; Trichostrongylidae
Source: the annotation of a GenBank genome assembly